CGUAAGAUAGAACACAACAGAAGGCAAAAAUAGCCUACACAUUAAAUAAAAAAUAAAGAAAUUGAAAAUAAGGAUAAUAGCAUCAUAUAUAUAGUAUAGGGGCAUAAGCUACAAAAUAUAGAUUGAUGUGAACAUUGCACUCUUCGCGAAAAGGAGAGAGUGGCACGGUGUAUAAAAAAAAUAUAUUUUAUUGCACAAGACAAAAAACAUAGCCUAAUUGGGGAUUACAAUUGUGUUUUAAAUGUUUUCACAGGAUUGUCCUACCAGGUGGGGCACUAAGCAGAAAAUGGUUGCGCGCAUUCUUGAGCAAGUCCCAGCCAUUAGGCAGGUGUUGAUGGAUGACCGGCGCAGCCAAAAUUUGAUACUGAUGUGGCAGGACAUCGAAGUCCUCGAGUCCAUUAAUGCAGCGCUGAAGAAGGUUGCGGAUUUUACAGAUGCGCUGUCUUCCGAGAAGACCGUUACAGCGUCUUCUGUUAAACCAGUCCUACAGUUAUUAACUGAGGAUCUUUUGCUCCCAACCGAUGAAGAUACGGAGUUGACGCGCAACAUGAAAAAAAAAAUGGUUGGAGUCUUGAAAGACAAAUAUAGUGCACCUGCAACACAGCAACUAUUGGCAAAGGCCUCAUUCAUUGACCCAAGACACAAGGACAUCAACCCACGAGAUGACGUUAAAGAAGCGCUCCUGGAGGAGAUGCUGGCAAUGCCCGAAGAGCGGCGUGAUAUCAGGGAUGGAGAAGCUGCAAUGAGUGCCGCUGCGGCUGGAGAGGGAGAAGGAGAAAGUGCGCCAUCUUCUCCUCCAAAAAAAAAAAAAAAAAAGAAUCUUGCGGACCUGCUUGGAAUGAGAAGAGCACAAUCCUCCAAUCCGGUUCCAAAAAGAAUCCGUGCAGACACUGAAGUCACAAGGUAUUUGCAGGAGGAAGCCCUCGAUUUGCACUCUGAUCCGCUUGCCUGGUGGCGGGAUAAUCAGGCUCGAUUCCCUCUUCUGUCAAAAGUGGCCAGAAAAUAUAUGUCUAUAUGCGCUACGAGCACUCCAUCGGAGCGUGUAUUCAGUGCGGCUGGCAACAUCGUCACCCCGUUAAGAUCCUCGCUGAAACCUGACAACGUUAACAUGUUGGUUUUCCUGUCACGCAACAUGAAGACGGAAAAAUAA
Messenger RNA from Carassius auratus (goldfish), 1150 nucleotides. RefSeq names its product zinc finger BED domain-containing protein 1-like. Bases 242 to 1150 code for a protein of 302 amino acids. NCBI's taxonomy places the organism in Eukaryota, Metazoa, Chordata, Actinopteri, Cypriniformes, Cyprinidae. The record is from RefSeq and is a predicted model, not a curated record. The transcript has a single exon. Gene Ontology annotation, molecular function: protein dimerization activity.